CUGUAUUUUACGAGUGCAAUUGAUUUUGAUUUCUUCUUUGUAUUUCUGUACAUUGAAAUUACAAAACACAUCGCGUUAUAAUUGCAUUUAUUAUAAUUUUAUUCUAGUUUAAUAAAAAGUUAUGUAAAGUGAUUCGUGAGUAGAUAUUUAGUAUUUGUUUAAACUAUCCAUACUACACUACUAAUGGUUGUUCGUAUUUUGCAAGACAUGUUGAAAAACAAAAUUGACGUCACAAAUCCCAUCAGCUGAGCAGCUUAAUUUAUUUGUGGUGAUUGCAUUAAAAAUACGAAUAAAAUGGGUGGUGCCGUGAGUUCCGGGCGUGAUAACAAUGAGUUGAUAGACAAUUUAAUGAGUGGGAAUUACAUCCGUACUAGACGUGUAGAGAAGGUCUUUCGUGCACUGGAUCGAGCUGAUUACAUGACACCGGAGGCUCGGGACCAAGCCUACAAGGACCUUGCUUGGAGAAAUGGGCCUCUACACUUGUCUUCUCCAUGUAUCUAUAGUGAGGUGAUGGAGGGGUUAGAGCUGAAACCAGGGCUAUCCUUCCUGAACAUUGGCUCUGGGACUGGAUACCUCAGUACCCUGGCUGGCCUGAUACUUGGAACAUCAGGCAUCAGCCAUGGUGUGGAGGUACACCCAUCAGUGGUGGAGUAUGCUGUGAAGAAAAUAAGCCAGUUUAUUGAAAAUUCUCCUAUUCUGGAUGACUUUGACUUCUGUGAACCAAAAUUUUAUCAUGGUAAUGGACUCUGUCUGACUCCAUUGUUAUCCUGUUACGACCGUGUUUACUGCGGUGCUGGCUGUCCAGAGGAAUACGAAAACUACUUCAAGAGACUUAUAAAGGUGGGCGGUGUCCUGGUGAUGCCGCUAAACGACACGCUGCAGCAAGUGCGCCGCGUCGGCGAGAAUAAGUGGGUGACGCGCAGUCUGCUCAACGUGUCCUUCGCCACGCUGCGGACGCCGAGCCGGGAGGAGGCCGCGCAGCACGUCAAGCUCGACAAGCAGACGCCGGUGCGGCUGCAGCUGCUGUCGCGCGCCGUGGUCCGCUGCGCCAUGCGGCGCGGCGUGCUGCGGCGCCACCCCGAGCUGCGCGAGGCGCCGCGCGCGCCGCCGCCCGCCGCCUGCCCGCGCCGCAUCUGCAUCCCCAUCGAGCCCGGCGGCGCCGUCGAGGGCUUGAACGUCCUUCACGACCUCGACGGCGAGAACGGGGCGAACGAGAUGAACGCGCUGCUGAGCCUCGUCAUCAGCAUGGGGCACAACCGGGUGGCUGGCGCGUUGCGCUUCGACCGCGUCGACGACUCGUCGACGGACUCCUCGGAUUCCUCGGACGACGAAGACCGGGAUCCGGAACCGGAAGAGCAGGACGGGGCCUCGCGCGACGAAGCUGAGCCGGCGAACCCGCAACCCGAGAAUCAUAAUGCGGCGGACGAUAGUUCCGAUAAAAAACGGAACGCUAUCUCCGAUUCCGAUGACGAUAAACCGAACACCCGGUCAAAGGUCAUCAAGACGGACCCCAAGACCGGCAACAAACGCCAGACUAGGCGUCCGCGGAGGCCGAGGUCCGGGGACGGACCGGACGAGCCCCGCUUCCCGCCCGGCUGUCGGGAGCUGUUGUCCUACAGGUACGAGUUUGACGAGCCGUCGACGUCGAGUAAGGAAGCUAAGACGAGCACGAGUGAAGAAUUGACAGAUUCGUCGGAACGAAAGUCUCUGACAUCCACAGAUGAUGACGCCCAUUGCAGCAAGGAAACAAAACGCUCAACUCCUCCGGGCGUACCCUCCGAGGUGGAGAUCGACUUGGGCUCGAAAAUGGCGCCGGAAGCCAGCACGUCCCAGAUGGACUGGGACGACAUCCAGACGGACACCGCAGAGGUCAGCGACGACGACACCGACGACACGAAGAGCAAGGCGAAGAGGCAGAAGCUGGACAGCGGGAUAGGGGAGACCACGCCGAGCGGCUCGUCCCCGACGUCACACAAGUCGAAGACGGAGUCCGAGAGCGAGCAGUCCUACGGCAGCCCCGCCGCCGGCUCCCCGCACGACGGGCGCUCGGAGGAGGAGUGCGCGGAGCUGACGGCGCACGCGGCGCGGCGCCGGCGGCGCAUCGCGCGCGGGGGCGACGCGCGGCGCGUGCGCCUGUCGCUGCUCAUGAAGCAGGCCGUGCGCGAGCUGCCGCUGCCGCACGCGCUCAAGAAGUUCGUCAAUCUGGGCCGCUGCUUCGAGUUUUAGGAGCAUCGCAGUCGCCUCGACGUUUACCGACAUUACGAGUGUCAUAAUAAUAUAAUUAUUCAAAUAUCUUUGGAUCGGGAUGCUCGAUGGAGAUGGAGGCUUUUCAUAUAUAAAGUCUUGUAGGAAAGAAAAACUGAGAAGGACUGAUUAAUACUUAGUCAUUUAUAAUAUAAUGUAUCUUAUUGAUAAACUCGAACUGAGUACGCUCUCCCGUCUGUACCGUCGGUGUCUGCGAGCCGGAAAGAGACGACACGAUGUCAGUGCGAGUUUAUUGAUAGUUGAAUGUCUAUGCCUCGUAUUGCAUGAAUUAAGUCAACUUUAAAUUAUAAAAUAAGCAAAUGAAAUGUUAUCGAGGUGUUUGUAAAAGAUCUUUAAAAAAGAUUUCAUUAAAAUAAAAAUAGACUGUAUUUCAAAGAUGUUUGGGUCAUGUCACACUACAACUGCGUGGUUGGUUUCAUAUUUUACUGUUAUUCACUUGAAUACAUUAAAUAAAUUAGUAAAAGAACAAAAUUUAACGUAGUGUGAAUUGAUUUUAAUAAUAUCCUAUAAUGUGCAAUGUUCAUCAUUUGUAAUUGUAAUAUUUGCUUGAGUGACAACAUAUAUCAUGGUGGCCACUAAGUGGAGUUCGCCGUGGGGAAGGGACACUGCCUUCCCAACCGCGAACUUUUCUUACGGGAGCUUUCAACCUUUAUGAUAAUAAAUUUCAUAGGCAGAAGAAUCUUCACGUGGUUAAAAUAUCAACGGAUUCUGUUGUAUAUUACUAUCUCUCUCUCAUGCACGAGAUGAAAAGGAUAGCAAGUCUUUCAGAUAUUGUCUGCCAGUUUCUAAUAGAGAUAGAUAGAUAUUUUCUAAUCUGAUUGUGAGCUUAAUGCUCAUGGUCGCUUGUUACUCUUUGAUCAGGUUUGAAUUACAAAAACUGGAGAUAUGUAUAACAGAAUCCGCGUCAAUGGGUACCGUGAAGGGUUGCCAGGUCUUAAAAUCGAAUAGCCGUACAUACCAGCAGAUUUAGCCGGAUAUUUGGGUAAAAAGGCCGGACGCCCUUCAUUAUUUUUUGUCACUGUAAUAAUUAAAAAAAAAAGAUGUAAAAUAAGGCUUUUGUAUUUUAAAUUUUAGCUAUAGUCUUUGGUUAAAUGUUAAAUGUCUAUUAAAAUUCGGACAGGCUGAACACCGUCUAAUUUGUACGGACAAUUGAAAAAGGCUAAUUCUGUCUGCCCGUAUCCGGACGCCUUGCAACCCUUCUCCCGUGGCUUUCCCCGUCGCAUCAACCGGUUCUUCUUAUAUCAGCAGACCAACAUUUUACAUUCGUGGAUGAUAAAUACAUAGCGUGUACGUAAACUAACUAUCGAAGGGCAUGUGUCAAAACGACUAAUGUGCCAAACAGUUGCCAUUCAUUAUUGUUAUUAUUUUUUAAAUAAUAAUUAAUACUCAUAUCACAAAGUGCUAUACUUGCUACAGGUAGAUUUUCGUUACAAGUGCAGUGAUGUUUGUCUAUGAUUUUUAAACCAACAUAUAAACAACACAAUGUGUAUAAGAAAUAAAAACUUAAAAAACAUAAUUAGUAUACAAACGAUGUUGGAUUAACAGAUCGAAUAUUAUAAAUGCGAAGGUAACCUUUGUAUGUUUGUUUUUAUGCCUUUUUACAGCUAAACCACUGAACGGGUCAUAAUUAAAAAUUGACGUAAUAGUGGCGUGGUACAUAGAUAAGGAUAUAUGCAUAUAUUAUAUAAUACGAGAUCUGAAGGGGAAUGGAGUCGCAUGGAAUAGCUAGUAUUUAAAUAAAAUGCUAAUCCUCCACUAAAUGGAUUAAUAGCGGAUAAUAUAAAUAGAUAAAAUUUCUGAAAUAAUUUAAGCUCACUUAAAAUCUCUCUAAAUAUCAUAUCAAAAUGGCAAUUCUAGCACAUUAGAUCUUUUGACUCUGAGACGAAAUUCACGAACUUAACUCUACUGCCAUGCUGUUAUCUAUUAGCUGCAUGAUGUUUCUUGCAAGUGUAAAAAUAGCAACCAAAUGUUGCCAUAUUGUUAUUUAAAUGAUGCAACUAUCUGGUAACAUUAUUUCAAUAGGGAUCAUUUUACACUUUUAUCGUAGUAAUUAGAAUAUGGAGAGUUAAAAUUUGUUUAUAACGAUUGAUGUAAAUAUAUUUUGUAGUAAUGUCAUUUGUUUUGUUGCAAUUAUAUAUGGUUUUAUUAUAAAAUUUUCGUUGGCGUUUAUUGUCUAUAUAUGAAAUAUUCAAACUACCUGUACCGUAGGGUUAAUUUUAAAGAUUAUCUGUGGAUUGUUUAGAGACGUUACCAUUGUCUCUGUUAUUUUUUAACAGCCAUGUAGUAUUAUUAUAACAAUAUAAAGGGACACGUAUGAUUCAAACCUAUUUACUUGCUCAUUCGUGUAUUCAAACUAUUGUUCUUCUUACACUUCUAAACUUCUUCGUUGUAUUUUAUUGUUCAUUGAUAUGUCAUAAUCUUAGAACAAAAAGUUUGUAAGUGUCGUAGGUUAAGUGAAUGCUUACAUGGCUGCUUGAAAAUAUUUCUGAUAUUAUUUUAAUUUUGAAUUGUUUAAUAAAAUGCUGAUGUUGUCGAA
Nymphalis io (European peacock) is the source of this 4801-nucleotide messenger RNA. Its product is annotated as dentin sialophosphoprotein-like. Gene Ontology annotation, molecular function: protein-L-isoaspartate (D-aspartate) O-methyltransferase activity. The record is from RefSeq and is a predicted model, not a curated record. Gene Ontology annotation, cellular component: cytoplasm. Gene Ontology annotation, biological process: protein modification process. Bases 295 to 2226 code for a protein of 643 amino acids. The transcript has 9 exons. Lineage: Eukaryota; Metazoa; Arthropoda; Insecta; Lepidoptera; Nymphalidae.